Messenger RNA from Nestor notabilis (Kea), 855 nucleotides. It is a transcript of the gene C1QTNF2, whose product is annotated as C1q and tumor necrosis factor related protein 2. Lineage: Eukaryota; Metazoa; Chordata; Aves; Psittaciformes; Psittacidae. Gene Ontology annotation, molecular function: protein binding. Bases 1 to 855 code for a protein of 284 amino acids. The transcript is spliced from 2 exons. The record is from RefSeq and is a predicted model, not a curated record.
AUGAUCUCUGCUGUCCUCCUCCUGUGGACUGUGCCCUGUGUGGCAAACCAUAUCCUGGGGGGCUUUGCCAAGGGAGCUCUGCAGGAAGGUACCCAGCUGGCAUGCAGCCUGCCUGGACCCCCCGGGCCACCCGGACCCCCCGGCGCACCCGGGGCUCCAGGGACGGUUGGCAGGAUGGGAUUCCCAGGCAAAGAUGGCAAGGACGGCAAGGAUGGGGACAAAGGCGAGCACGGGGAUGAAGGUCCACAAGGCAGAACGGGAAACCCCGGCAAGCCAGGCCCAAAGGGGAAAGCAGGAGCUAUUGGCAAGGCAGGCCCACGAGGGCCUAAGGGUUUAAAGGGUAAUCCUGGAAAAAAUGGAGCCCCAGGAAAGAAAGGGCCCAAAGGCAACAAGGGCGAGGCUGGGCUGCCAGGACCCUGCACUUGUAAUGCCAACAAAGCCAAAUCUGCCUUCUCCGUGGCAGUAUCAAAGAGCUACCCAAGGGAAAGGCUGCCCAUCAAAUUUGACAGGAUCCUAAUGAACGAGGGAGGACAUUACAAUGCUUCCAGUGGGAAAUUUGUAUGCAGCAUCCCAGGUAUUUACUACUUCACUUAUGAUAUCACUUUGGCCAACAAACAUUUGGCCAUUGGCUUGGUCCACAACGGACAGUACCGGAUCAAGACUUUUGAUGCCAACACUGGGAACCACGAUGUUGCCUCUGGAUCAACCAUCCUUUCUCUGAAACAGGAGGAUGAGGUAUGGCUGCAGAUAUUUUACUCAGAACAAAAUGGGCUCUUUUAUGAUCCCUACUGGACAGACAGCUUAUUUACAGGCUUCCUGAUAUAUCCUGAUCAAGAUUAUCUCAAUGAAAUAUAA